Molecule: messenger RNA, 1964 nt
Organism: Cannabis sativa
Lineage: Eukaryota; Viridiplantae; Streptophyta; Magnoliopsida; Rosales; Cannabaceae
Exons: 4
Coding region: 455-1531 (358 amino acids)
Biological process (GO): RNA processing
Molecular function (GO): protein binding
Source: RefSeq, a predicted model, not a curated record
GGGACCUUUUCUAUUUUGCUUUCAAUCAUUGAAUAUUUUUGGAUCACAACUCAUACUUCUCUCUCUCAUUUGGGGUUCAAAAAAAGAACAGAUUUUUAUAUUUAGGAGAAUCAAAGGGUUCAUAUUUUUUGAUCAUACAAAUGUGUGGCCAUCCAUUCAUUUCAUUUUCUUCUUUUUUUUUUUUUCCCAAUUUUAAUAUCUCUUAGAAAUAAAUAAAUAAAUAAAAGAGCUUGCUUUUCUGGGUCCAGCCAAGAAGGAAGAGAUAUUUUUUCUUGCCUUGAUUCCCACUUUCUCUAAAGAUAUUUUCUUUAAAUAUAAUUACAAUAAUUAUAUAUCUAUUCCCACCUUUCAAAUAAUAUCUCUUUAAGAAAAGGGUUUUUCUUUGGUUUGGAUAAUCUUUUCUUUGGCUGAUUUUUUGAGGAAAUCUCAAAAGGAACAAGAUAAGAUUCAAACUAUGCUGCUUAGGAGUUCAUCAACACCAGUUCUUGGAUCCCUUCUCCAAUCUUUUGCUGAAAGUCCAAAUAAUAUUAUGACUAUUUAUAAUAAUUCAAAUAAUAAUAAUAAUAGUCACAAUAGUCCCAACAACAAAUUUGGUUUUCUUCAAAAUGGGUAUCUAAAUCUCUCUUCAGUUUCUUCAAAUUCCUCACCAAUUGAUAGCCAAGUUAAGAAAAAUUGCUUGGAAAGAACUCAAUCUGAAGGUAACUUAGAGGGAUUAUUAGGUUACGAGUUACCAGUUACCAAAAUGUUUCCAAGGAGGCCUAAGUGCUUGAUGCUUCAAACCAUACCUUCUUUCUCAUUUCGAAAUUCUAAUGGUAAGAAUGAAUAUGAAGAUGAUGAUGAUGAUGAUGAAAGAGAAGAGUUAGAAGAAGAUGUUGAUGAAAGGGAGAUGAAAAGCAAUGGUCUUGGUUUGGAGAAUGUGAUGAUGAUGAUGAAUUUUAAUGAGGAUGAUAUGACUAGUAUGGACAAGAUUUGGAGUAUGAGUAGUUUUGAACAAGAAAAUGAGAGGAGGGUGUCUCAUAAAAUGCGGGUUGUUGAGGUUGGUGGUGGCGGUGGCCGCGGUGGUGGUAAUGGCAAUGGUGGUGGUAAUGGAGACUUUAGUCCAUAUGGUUCAGGUGGGAAUGAAUGGGAUAAGCAAGGGUUUGAAGAGUAUUACAAGAAAUUGGUUGAGGAAAAUCCUGGAAACCCUUUGUUCCUUAGAAACUAUGCUCAGUUUCUAUAUGAGGCAAAGAGAGACCUUAAAGGAGCUGAAGAAUAUUACUCAAGGGCAAUUUUAGCAGAUCCUAAAGAAGGUGAUAUGUUAUCACAAUAUGCCAAAAUAGUAUGGGAAUUACACCAUGACCAAGAAAGAGCUGCAAGUUACUUUGAAAGAGCUAUUCAAGUUUCUCCAAAAGACAGCCAUGUUCAAGCUGCAUAUGCAAAUUUCCUUUGGGAAACAGAAGAUGAUGAAGAUGAGGAGGAUGACGACGAUAUGGCGGGAGAGCUUCGCGCCAUGACUGCUAAUAUUCGUCAAGGAACCAUAGCUUCUGCUUAGAAAGAAAAGAAGGGAUGAUCUUCUUUCUUAUAGUAUAGCCUUAAAAAUGUGUGUUAACCCCAAAUGAAGAGACAAAAAGGAUUAGAAGAAAGAAAUGCAUAUAGGUACAACAAAUCCGUACAUGUGACUUGAGUGAAUUAAUGGAGAUUAUUGUGUAUAAUAUGUCACUGUAUUACUAAGAGUAAUUUCUAUUAAUAUGUGUGACUGGAACAUUCAGUAAUUACAGUCCCCAUUAGUAUGUAAAGACCUUAAAUCCCCCUUCAAUACAACACCAAAAUCAUAUAUGUCAAAAAAACAGUUUAGUACCAAAAAUCCCAAAAACAUAACUUAUCGUGUUAAUACUUUUGUAAGAUGUAAUAUUAUUGGUGCAACUUAAUAUAAAAGGGAAAUUUGAUUUUCUAUACUUAGAAAAUCAAAAAAUUUGAUUUCUAAA